UUUUAAUCACUGAAUGUAGGAAUCCUGACCUUUCACCUCAGCUCUCCUCCUCCUUCCUUGUUUCUUUCUCUGUCUUCUCUCACUUUGCUGUCAAAACCUUUUUCAGUUUUCAGCCAAUCGGGUCGGUUCCUGAGCCUGAGUUUCAGUUUUCAGCCAAUCGGGUCGGUUCCUCGGCCCGGCUGGCUCUCUGCCAGCUGCAGGUUGUCGUUAAGGUCGUCUCCAUGUACACAGCGGCUCGGCUCGGCUCGGCCCACCCAGCCGCUCUCCCACGGCCCAAACCUCCGUUAGUUUGAGUUCAGGCAGGAAAACGCUCAACAUGAACGUCUCUGCAGAUCCCACUACUCCAGACUUCCAGAGGAGCGGAGAGGAGCUGCCCGUUUCUGUGGACGAACUACGGCAGCUGAUAGAGGACAAAGUUAGCUUCCUGCGGUUAGCGACUGCAGACAACCAGCAGGGUUUGGUGUUGGAGGAGAACCCAGAACAGGAGUUGUCACGGUUUGCUGCUCUGAGUCAGGAGUUGACCUUUCACCUCCAGGAGCUGCAGAGCCGAACGGAGCAGGAGCUCAGAAACAUCCAAACACAACUGUGUGAGAUCGAAGGCCGCCUGCAGCAGCUGACCGCCGAGCCGCCCGACCUUCAGCAGAAGAAGAAACAGACAGAAGAAGAAGAAGAAGCGACGACCACUUCCUGCCCUCAGACCACCGCCAAGCUUGAGGCCAUCGUAUCCGAUCGUUUGAUCCGGUCUGAACAGCUGGUGUUCCAGGAGCAGGCACUGAGCGCGCUCCGUGACCUGCUGACCCUCGACCUGCACAGGUACCAGGAAGAGAGACGCAAACUCACCUGCUUCACCGAGAAGAUCAUCGGCCGAUCGCACAGGUCAAACGGAGAGAAAACCUUCAUCUGUGCAGAAGAAAGUAUGCAGGGGAAGAACGAGGCGGAGCUGGAAAAGAACAUGCAUCAGCCAGUAAGUUCCCAGAUUCCCAGUAAGGAGGGAUCACGUGGCGGCCAUGUUGGUUCCAACCUGCGGCGAGCCAACAGCGUCAAAGACCUGCUGAGUCGAUUCUCCGGUCCGACUCCAUACUUGUUUUCAUCCCAGAGCGCUUUCUCUGGACACAGACGAGUCCUCCGCUCCGUUUCCAUGGAGUCUCUGAACUCUUCCAAGUCCAAGCUGAGUGUUUUUACGCCGAGUGCCAUCGAAGAGGUCGGGAGUUCGACUCCAUCCAAAGACGCCAAACAGAACGAGGCGGAGUCAAUUAAGAAGGAAGUCAAAUCCACGAGUAUAACCGCCAGGGUUGACUGUCCAGUAGAGGACAGCGUUCAGAAGACGGAUUCAGAAACGACGAGCAAACCGAAAACUCCAAAGUCUGGUAGAGACUCAGUGGGCGACUCUGGCUUGGGCUCGGAGUCAGAAGUGGAUUCCAACAAGCAGUCCGACAGCCCGUCCGAGGAGGAGCCGUCCACGCCCAGAGCCACCAUUGUCGCCCAGAACCCCAAGUACCAGCUUCUGUUGAACCACGAUCUGAAGACUAACGGGCUGAGCAGCAGGGAGGCCAAUGGGCCAGGCGGCGGCGGGUCGAUCGGAGACAAAAGCCCCCGGCUCUCCAGAUGGGAGACCACCCGGCUGGGGACGAACAACUUCCGUGGGUCCCUGGAGUCCCUGGCCUCUCGGGACUGGGACACGGGUACUGACAGGUUUAUGCACAGCGCCACCUUCUGGAAGAAACACAGAUUGAAGACGGGCGUUGUCGACAGCCCUCCCCGGGUCUUCAACAGUCCGUACGCCACGACCACGUCCAUGGAUUACACCCCGGCCUUCAGGAUGUCCGAGUACAAGGUUCAGGGCGGACUCUCCCCGGCCACCUCAGAGAUGAACCUGUACAGCUACAACAGCCGCAGCACCAGCCCCAUCGGCAUGGCCACGCCCUCGCUGACCGCCCAGCGCACACGCUUCUCCACCUACGACACCCUGAGGAGACGGUCCGAGAUGAACAACACGCAUGUGGCGCCGGUUCACUACAGCAUGCGAUCCGCCACAUUGGGAGCACCGAAUAAGAAAGACUUCAUAGAAGAACUGACCAAACAACUGGACGGCUGUCAGAAGCGCAACGCCUUCCUGGAAGCAGAGAGCGUCGAGAUGGAGAAAGAGAGGAACCAGAUCAGGUUCGAAAUGCGCGCCCUGCUGGUGAACAACGAGGACCUGCUGAGGACCAACGCCCAGCUGAACAACGAGCUGAAGAGAACCAGAGAGCAGAUGAUAGAGAUGGAGAAGGAGAGCCAGGGGCUCAGAGAGAGAUGCCGAGAGAUGGAGAUUGAGGUGAAGGAUGCCCGGGAAAUGAUGGUGGAGGCCAAUGAUCAGGAGUACGCCUUCAACUUCCUGCAGCAGUCCCUGAAGAACAAGAUCCAGGAUGCUGAGGACAACCUGGAGAAGCAGACCCAACACGCCCAGUCUCUGGCCGAGAAGCUGUGGCUGACCGAGAGGCAGCUGGAGGAGAUGGAGGUGGACAAAGAGACCCGAGACAAGAAGACGUCUGAGCUCAACAGCACCAUCCUCAGGCUGGAGGAGGAGCUCAGCGAAGCGCUGAAGGCGUCAACCCAGAACUCAGCAGAACUGAACCUCCACCUGAAGCUGCGUGAAGACGCCCAGAUGAGGGUGGAGGAGCUGGAGGAGGCGCUGCUGGAGAAGGACCAGGAGGUCCAGAAGCUGCAGCAGCUGGUCAGCAAGCUGCAGGGAGAGGUGUCCGGGAAGCUGAUCGAUAAGGAGCGCAGCCUGGAGGAGGAGAUCCAGCUGCGGGAGCGGCUGCAGCUGCAGUGCAGGCAGGCGGAGCGCACGGUGGACGACCUGACCAUGGAGCUGCAGAGCACCAACCAGGCCAAGGACGACCUGGCCAAGCAGCUCAAGGUGGCCCAGGAGAAGCUGAUCGACAUGGAAACGGACCUGGAGGAGCUGCUGGAGAGCGAGCAGCGCUGGGCCGCCAAGCACAAGAAGACCAUCGAGCAGACGGAGCAGCUGCAGCUGAAGCUGAUCCAGGAGAAAGAUCUGAACGACCAGCUGGAAACGGAUAAGGCCUUCAUGGAGAGACAGAUCAGGGAGCUGCGUAAGGAAGUGGAGGAGCUGCAGAGCUCCAGGGUUCAGGAGGACGUCGUGUCCCGGGCCGAGAUCCGGGCCAAGGAGCUGGAGAGCGCGCUGAGGGCCGAGGAGAGAAACAAGGCGACUCUGACGAACUCCAUCAAUAAGCUGGAGAGGAAGAUCAACGAGCUGAGCGACCAGCUGGAGGAGGAAACCCGCAUCGCUAACGAGCAGAAAGAACUGAUGACCCAGAGGAUGCGCACGCUGAAGCGGCAGCUGAAUGAGGCGGAGGAGGAGGCGACCAGGAAGGAGGCGCAGUACCGUCACCUGCAGAGGGAGCUGGCGGAGGAGAGGGAGUCGAGCAGCCGGCUGCAGCGGCAGCUGCUGGACCAACACCUGCAGACCAAACGUAAAGACAACCUGACGAUCCGUCAGACUCUGGACAGCCUGAGGUUGGACCUCAGCGGAGAUGAAGACGAUGAAGAGGAGGAGAAGCCGCUAAGUGAACAACCAACCACCGUUACUAAAGUUUAACCCCUGCAGCGCCACCUUCCUGUGGAGAAAUGGAUUCAUUUGACAGGAAACCAGCAGAAUCUGCAGCAGAAACACAGAAAUGACUUUUAGCUGCUUGGAAAUAAUCUCAUGUUGCCGGGAAAGUUCUUCACUUUAAACUAGCUGAGAAAUUCAUUGAGAUGAAAUCUGGUGCUAGGUUGUAGCAAACACUUUGUUUUCAGGUUGUUCCUGCCAUAAAAACACAAACAGGUUCAAAUCUCUUUUCCUCUUUUUAUGUUUUUAAGAAGUUAAAUUCCCUCGGCGCCCUCUGCUGGUGGACACCAUGAACUACAACCGCUUCAUUUUGCACUCAGCUGCUCUUUUCUUUCAAAAUGUUUAUAGGAGAUGUGAUCUGGAAGCAAACUUUGAGGAAAAUGUUUAAGUUUCUCCUAGUAGAAAAUAUAGAAUAAGCUUUAAGAAGAAAACUGUCUGGAAGCCUCGGUUUUUAUUUUCUGUACAGAAACGUUUAUCUCAGUAUUUGUGUUUAAGAUGCUUCAACGGGUCGUGAAAGUGUCUGUGGGAUCUUUGAUCGUAGCUUUUUUCAUCUCAAUCACAGCAAAGAUUAUUUAUAUGUUUUGAAGUCUUUCUGGGACGUCUUAAAAGUUUAAUUGUUUUGCAUAUUUAAAGGGUUUGCUGCUGUUUUAAUGUAACUCUGCCAUUUGUGUAAAGAAGUUUGAACAUUUAACGGGGCGAGGAAAUCGUUCACCUUCUGUCGUCUGCAACGAAAGGAGAUCAGAAAUAUAACCUUUAACUCCAUAAGCAGAUUGAUUUCUGCCGUGUUUCUCAUUUUAAACAAACACAAACAGGUUUUAAAUCUGAACGCCACAUUUAGUUUUCUCUCAUGUUGGGUAUUUAUUUUUCGCCCUUUGGUACAAAAUAAACUUUAACCUUCA
This is a messenger RNA of Gambusia affinis (western mosquitofish), 4512 nucleotides long. Its product is annotated as cingulin-like protein 1. Bases 317 to 3601 code for a protein of 1094 amino acids. Gene Ontology annotation, cellular component: myosin complex. The transcript is spliced from 24 exons. NCBI's taxonomy places the organism in Eukaryota, Metazoa, Chordata, Actinopteri, Cyprinodontiformes, Poeciliidae. The record is from RefSeq and is a predicted model, not a curated record.